CCUCAGUUCAGGUUUCUAACUGACGGCGAGGGGCAAGCGUAUGAAAUCAUCAUCAUCAUCAUCAGUGCGACUUUGCCUGAGACGUCAUGGCCGGUCCGCCUGGAAAGAAGCAGCUCCGUCGAUACAUGAGGCUUAGUUUCCACGCAGAUACCAACGUCAUCAUCGAGCCUUAUCGCGGGGCUCCUGUCCCAGUUUUGGGACGUCAAGAUCGCAUACCAGAUGGAAUUGCAGAAGUUCAGUGGUCUUUCUGUGGGCGCAGCAAGCCUUACCGGACAGCGUUCUACGUUGUAGAAGAUGUUGAAUAUGAUCUUCUCAUCGGAAGACCUUCGAUGCGGCAGCAGGAGCUGUACCGAGUGGAUUCCCCCAUUGCGACGAGGAUUCAUGAAUCGUAUCGAUGUCAGUAG
Aspergillus welwitschiae is the source of this 404-nucleotide messenger RNA. RefSeq lists its product as uncharacterized. Lineage: Eukaryota; Fungi; Ascomycota; Eurotiomycetes; Eurotiales; Aspergillaceae. The record is from RefSeq and is a predicted model, not a curated record. The transcript is spliced from 2 exons. The coding region runs from base 87 to 404 and encodes 105 amino acids.